Molecule: messenger RNA, 2092 nt
Organism: Setaria italica (foxtail millet)
Lineage: Eukaryota; Viridiplantae; Streptophyta; Magnoliopsida; Poales; Poaceae
Product: auxin transporter-like protein 3
Exons: 4
Coding region: 124-1749 (541 amino acids)
Cellular component (GO): plasma membrane
Source: RefSeq, a predicted model, not a curated record
GCUAUUCACACUGCUCCAACCAGCAAGCACCACCGCACACACAAGCCCAUCAGUGAGAGUAGAGCUAGCGAGCGAGCGAGCUCAAAGGCGCGCGCACUAGCUUAGCUAGCCAGCAAGAAAAGAAUGGCGGCUGGUGGUGGCGUUGGCGGCGUCGCCGACGAGAAGGCCCCCGAGGCGUUCGGGCUGAGCCGGCACGUGGCGGAAGCGGAGAUGGAGGAGCAGCACGGCGGCAGCGGCGAGUCCAGCGUCAAGUCCAAGCUCUCCGGCUUCCUGUGGCACGGCGGGUCGGCGUACGACGCCUGGUUCAGCUGCGCCUCCAACCAGGUCGCCCAGGUGCUGCUGACGCUGCCCUACUCGUUCGCGCAGCUGGGUAUGCUGAGCGGCAUCCUGUUCCAGCUCUUCUACGGCCUGCUGGGCAGCUGGACGGCGUACCUGAUCAGCAUCCUGUACCUGGAGUACCGCACCCGUCGGGAGCGCGACAAGGUGGACUUCCGGAACCACGUGAUCCAGUGGUUCGAGGUGCUGGACGGCCUCCUUGGCCGGCACUGGCGCAACGCCGGGCUCGCCUUCAACUGCACCUUCCUGCUCUUCGGGUCGGUGAUCCAGCUCAUCGGCUGCGCCAGCAACAUCUACUACGUCAACGACCGGCUCGACAAGCGGACCUGGACCUACAUCUUCGGCGCCUGCUGCGCCACCACCGUCUUCAUCCCCUCCUUCCACAACUACCGGGUCUGGUCAUUCCUCGGCCUCGUCAUGACCACCUACACCGCCUGGUACAUCGCCGUCGCCUCGCUCGUCAACGGCCAGGUCGAGGGGGUCACGCACUCGGGCCCGACCAGGAUCGUCCUCUACUUCACCGGCGCUACCAACAUCCUCUACACCUUCGGGGGACACGCCGUCACAGUGGAGAUCAUGCACGCGAUGUGGCGGCCGCAGAAGUUCAAGUCCAUCUACCUGCUGGCGACGGUGUACGUGCUGACGCUGACCCUGCCCUCCGCCGCCGCCGCGUACUGGGCGUUCGGCGACGCGCUGCUCACCCACUCCAACGCGCUGGCGCUGCUGCCGCGCACUGCGUUCCGCGACGCCGCCGUGGUGCUCAUGCUCAUCCACCAGUUCAUCACCUUCGGCUUCGCCUGCACCCCGCUCUACUUCGUCUGGGAGAAGCUCAUCGGCCUCCACGACUGCCGCAGCCUCUGCAAGCGCGCCGCCGCCAGGCUCCCCGUCGUCGUGCCCAUCUGGUUCCUCGCCAUCAUCUUCCCCUUCUUCGGGCCCAUCAACUCCGCCGUCGGCUCCCUCCUCGUCAGCUUCACCGUCUACAUCAUCCCGGCGCUCGCGCACAUGGUCACCUUCAGGUCCCCACAGUCGCGGGAGAACGCCGUGGAGCGGCCGCCGAGGUUCGCCGGAGGGUGGACGGGCGCAUACGUGAUCAACUCCUUCGUGGUGGCGUGGGUGCUGGUGGUCGGCUUCGGCUUCGGCGGCUGGGCCAGCAUCACCAACUUCGUUCAGCAGGUCAACACGUUCGGCCUCUUCGCCAAGUGCUACCAGUGCCCGCCUCACCUCACCGCCCCGCCGGCGGCUCCCUUCGCGCCGCCACCCAUGGCCCCGGCCCCGGCCAUGCUACCGGCGACAGUAUUCAACGCCACCGGGUUCUUCCCUCCGGUUCCAUCGCCGGCUCCGGCGCCGUCGCCGAUGAUGAACUUCUUCCUCCGCCACCACCACCACAGGCACCACGGCCGCCACGGCCUCUGAUAAUAUGGUCACCUCACUCAAUCCAGCCGGGCCGCCCCGGGCGGAUUAGUGAUGGAUCAGGUUUGCUGUAGUUUUAGCUAGUUGUGUUGAGAUCAGCAGCAAGGUUCAAGGUAGCCUUAGUAAAAGUCCUUUGUUCUACUGCAUGCCAAUCCCUUCAUGUUCAGAUAAAAAGACAGAGUCUGGCCGAUGACAAGAGAGGCUAUGUACCGGUAGCAUGCACGUCACGCAGAGAUGUGAUAGGUUUGAAGAGUCGCUUGUCCUGUACCGUGUCCUUGUGUGGAGCUGCUUUCGAGAAAGAAGAAAAAAGAGAAAAGAGAAAUGCAUGGAAUGUUUCUGAGGCAGA